GUGACUGAGGCGAGAAGGCAGAACUAGUGUUCCAGGCUUCCUAAACCCAGAAGUGAAUUCAACGGUCCAAUGAAUCUUCCUUUGAUUGGGAAUUGAUAGAAGAAUUUAGAAAUCGUAAAAAUGCCUCCACAACCUCCUCAACCCAAUCCCAACAAGUUCUACUUCUUCUACGGCCACCGCAAGCCCUCCCAGAACCGCCCCACCGUCCGCGGCGGCCUCUUCUCCAAUCGCCAAACCCUCAAACCCUCAAACCCCACUCCCAAUCCCAAUCCCAAAUCCAAACCCUUCAACAUCAAAAAGUGGGACCCACAUUUCCUCUCCACCGCACCCUCCUCCCCCUCCCCGCCACUCUCCGCCUCCCCCCGCCUCUCCCCCCUCGCCCGCUUCAUCCUCGACGCCUUCCGCAAAAGCCGCAACAAGUGGUCCCCCGCCGUCGUCGCCGAGCUCUCCAAGCUCCGCCGCGUCCCCCCCAACCUGGUCGCCGAGGUUCUCAAGCAGCAUCAGACCGACCCCGCCCUCGCGUCCACCUUCUUCCACUGGGCCGGCAAGCAGCGAGGCUACUCCCACAGCUUCGCCGCCUACAACGCCUUCGCCUACUGCCUCAACCGCCACCGCCUCUUCCGCGCCGCCGACCGCCUCCCCGACCUCAUGGACUCCCAGGGCAAGCCCCCCUCCGAGAAGCAGUUCGAGAUUCUCAUCCGCAUGCACGCCGACGCCAAACGCGGCCUUAGGCUCUACCACGUGUACCACGUGAUGCGGAACAAGUUCGCCCUCAGGCCCAGGGUGUUUCUCUACAACAGGAUCAUCGAUGCGUUGGUGAGGACCGGCCAUUUGGACCUCGCCAUGUCGGUUUACGAGGAUUUCAAGGAGGAUGGGUUGGUUGAGGAGAGGGUUACCUUCAUGGCUUUGGUGAAGGGGCUCUGCAAGGGUGGCAGGAUCGAUGAGAUGUUCGCGGUUUUGGGGAGGAUGAGGGAGAGCUUGUGUAAGCCUGAUGUGUUCGCUUACACGGCCUUGGUUCGGAUUCUGGUGCCCGAGGGGAAUUUGGAUGCGUGUUUGAGGGUUUGGGAGGAGAUGAAGAGGGACCGGGUGGAGCCUGAUGUCAAGGCUUAUGCUACUAUGAUUGUGGGCCUGGCUGAAGGAGGGAGGGUGAUGGAGGGUUAUGACUUGUUCAAGGAGAUGAAGAGUAAGGGUUCUUUGGUGGAUAGGCUCAUAUAUGGAUCCUUGGUGGAGGGGUUUGUGGUUCGGGGUCAGCUGGGAUUGGCCUUUGAUUUGUUCAAGGAUUUGGUGAGCUCCGGGUAUAGGGCUGAUUUGGGGCUUUAUAAUUCGCUCAUUCGAGGUUUGUGCGAUUCCAAAAGGCUUCACAAGGCUUAUAAGCUUUUCAGAGUGACGGUUCGAGAGGGCCUUGAGCCGGAUUUCUUGACGGUGAAGCCGUUGUUGGUGGCUUAUGCUGAAGCAAAUAGGAUGGAGGAGUUUUGCAAGUUGCUUGAGCAGAUGCACAAGUUGGGUUUUCAGGUUAUUGCUGAUCUCUCCAAGUUUUUCUCCCUUUUGGUGGAGAAGAAGGGACCCGUAAUGGCAUUAGAUGUGUUUACUUUCUUGAAAGAAAAAGGUCAUGUUAGUGUUGAGAUAUAUAAUAUUCUUAUGGAGUCUCUUCACAAGAUUGGUGAGGGGAAGAAGGCUUUAUCGCUGUUUGAUGAAAUGAAAGACUUAAGCUUGAAGCCUGACUCGCUGACAUAUAGUAUUGCGAUUCUAUGCCUUGUUGACCUUGGUGAAAUUCAGGAGGCGUGUGUUUGUCACAAUAAGAUCAUCGAGAUGUCUUGCUUUCCUUCUGUUGCAGCUUAUAGUAGCCUUGCUAAAGGGCUUUGCAAAAUUGGAGAGAUAGAGGAAGCUAUGUUGCUUGUUCGCGAUUGCUUAGGCAAUGUUAGUGAUGGACCGAUGGUGUUUAAGUAUAGUCUUACCAUUAUUCAUGCUUGUAAAUCAAAUGAUGCCAAGAAGGUGAUUGAUGUAUUGGAUGAGAUGUUGGAACAAGGUUGCUCUCUAGACAGUGUUGUAUAUUCUGCAAUCAUCUCCGGCAUGUGUAAGUAUGGAACAAUUGAAGAGGCAAGGAAGGUUUUCUCAAACUUGAGGGAGCGCAACUUCUUGACAGAAUCUGAAACAAUUGUAUAUGAUGAAUUACUAAUUGAUCACAUGAAGAAAAAGACAGCAGAUUUGGUGCUAUCAAGUUUAAAGUUCUUUGGUCUAGAAUCUAAAUUAAAAGCAAAAGGCUGUAAGCUGUUGCCAAGUUGAAAAUAAUUAUGGGGAGGCAUUGUUCUCACUUUUGUUCAACAAGUUGAAUGCAGAAAAGUAUAUGGAAGGAUCAACCAUUGUUUUUAUCUGGUUCUGCAUUAUCUUCCUUCUGAUAUCUGAUAUAAGGCCUGAUUGGUACAUAUUAGAAGGCCUUUUGAAAGCUUUUACAAAAGUCAAAAGCUCUCUCAGUAGAGCUUAUGGUGAAGGUCAAUUUUUCAUCUUUUCGAGAAGCCGUGGAAUAGUUUUUGGGGGACAAAAUUACCCUCCUGUAAAUUUGAAAAUGACAAUCAUGUCCCACACAAUUUUUUGACACAGCCAGAAGGACCCUAACUUUCUCUCUCCUGUGCGUUCCUUUUUCGUUCGGCACUCUUCUUCGAUUUGUUAAACAUCAAAGAGUAUUGGAAGGAUGGAAUACCUUUGUAGAAAAAGAAAUAUUGCACUAUAGUUGGAUUGGUGCCCUGGCAGAAGAUUGUUGAUUCUAACAAUGUUUUUUAUUGGAAUGAUUCAGCUGCUGAAGAGGCAUUUCAAAAUGCCAAAAAACGAUACUGGGCAGUGGGCAAAUAUCAACAGCAUUCCUUGUGAUAUUUCUCUGCCUGAUCCAGAUACUUAUAUUGAUCAAAUAGAUUGAAACCCUCAUAUCGUUCCUGAACUGAUUAAGGAAAUAGAUAGUGCAUUCUUUAAUGUGCCUAACGAAGAACAUGAAAAUGCCAUGAAAAACAAAAGAACAAAAACUUUAGGUAAUAGUGAAAAUCCUUGGGAAUGUACUGAUACACCUCUUAGCAUAGCCUUAGAAAAUAAAGUAGGAUGGAACCUGGGAAAUCCUGGAAAUGUGGAUAAUACUGACAAUCCAUGGAAGUGUAGCAAUACUCGUGGAAAUGAAGGAUUAACUAACGAUGCUUUGGAAAAUGGUGGUCCUGUUGAUCCAUGGAAAGGACCAUAACGAUCAAUGUAAGGAUGGGUAUUCUGGAAACUUACAAAAGGAUAAAAGAUGGGGGGUUGGGGCAGUUCUUGGUGCCAGCAACAUUCAGAUAAUUUGCCUAACAUUGGCAACUCUUGGCAAUGCAAAUCUAGUCAACAGAAUGUAACUAUAAAGAACACAGGACAGAGAAACAGUGGAUCAAAUGUGUCAGGAUGGAAAAGGCUGAUGUUUCAAGUGAUUUGCAAUUUAGAAGUGAUUUUCCGGUUGAAAAUUAUAAUGGGGACAGAUUUAUUGUUCUCAUUUUUGUUCAACAAGUUGACUGCAGAAAAGCAUUUGGAAGAAUCAAUGAUUGUUUUUAUCUGGUUCUGCAUUAUCUUCCUUCUGAUAUCUGUGAUAUAUUCCAAUUUUGUGGCUGUAAACAAAAGUUUCUUGCGAAGAAUUUGACACAUGUUGCAGGAUAUUGUUGCAUAUCCCAUAACAUUGGACUCUUAAAUUAUGAAGAUCGUACAUUUCCAGGCUGCAGAGAUUGCAUCCUUUAACAAGAAGUCACUCCAGAAAGUUAAACUCACAUUAAACCACAUCUUAAGCUCUCUACAUGCUUCAUUAGUGUAAAUGGAAUUCUGAAUAUCAUUUGUUAGUGUCCUUUACACAAAUCCAACGUGGAAUGAAUAGUGGAAUAUAGAUAUUUAAUAUUCAUUUUUUAUAUAUAUACAAACUAUAUGAUUAAGUGUAUUAUUGAGAC
Cajanus cajan (pigeon pea) is the source of this 3944-nucleotide messenger RNA. RefSeq names its product Pentatricopeptide repeat (PPR-like) superfamily protein. Gene Ontology annotation, molecular function: mRNA binding; protein binding. Lineage: Eukaryota; Viridiplantae; Streptophyta; Magnoliopsida; Fabales; Fabaceae. The record is from RefSeq and is a predicted model, not a curated record.